AUCGAACAAGGCACUAGGACCUAGGAGGCGUCUCAUCCACCCUGGCAGGAAUUUCUUGCUUGGAGCUCAGACAACAAAGGCAGAGUGAGCCUGGUUUUCUUUCUCUCAGCAUCUCCACCCUGCGCGCUGAAAACCGCUUCAGAUCUUUAGGGUUCACCAAACUAUGGAACUUGAUUUUGGACACUUUGACGAAAGAGACAAGGCGUCCAGAAACAUGCGUGGCUCACGUAUGAAUGGGUUGCCCAGCCCCACUCACAGUGCUCACUGUAGCUUCUACAGAACCAGGACCUUACAGGCACUGAGUAACGAGAAGAAAGCCAAGAAGGUGCGUUUCUAUCGCAACGGGGACCGCUACUUCAAGGGGAUUGUAUAUGCCGUGUCCUCUGACCGCUUCCGAAGUUUUGAUGCUCUCCUGGCUGACCUGACCCGGUCCCUGUCUGACAACAUUAAUCUGCCUCAGGGAGUCCGUUACAUUUACACCAUCGAUGGGUCCCGGAAGAUCGGGAGCAUGGAUGAGCUGGAGGAAGGGGAGAGUUACGUCUGCUCAUCUGACAACUUCUUCAAGAAGGUGGAAUACACCAAGAACGUCAAUCCCAACUGGUCUGUCAAUGUGAAGACAUCUGCUAACCAGAAAGCACCUCAGUCUCUGGCCAGCAGCAACAGUGCCCAGGCAAAGGAGAACAAAGAUUUUGUGCGUCCCAAGCUGGUAACCAUCAUCCGCAGUGGGGUGAAGCCCCGGAAGGCAGUCCGUGUGCUCUUGAACAAGAAGACCGCCCAUUCGUUUGAGCAAGUUCUCACCGAUAUCACUGAAGCUAUAAAACUGGAGACAGGUGUGGUCAAAAAGCUGUAUACCUUGGAUGGGAAACAGGUGACCUGUCUCCAUGAUUUCUUUGGGGAUGAUGAUGUGUUUAUCGCCUGUGGUCCAGAAAAAUUCCGCUAUGCACAGGAUGACUUUUCUCUGGAUGAAAGCGAGUGCCGGGUGAUGAAAGGGAGCCCCGCGGCUGCCACGGGCAGUAAGUCAUCUCCCACCCCUCAGAAGAGCUCAGCGAAGAGUCCAGCCCCCAUGCGCCGGAGCAAGUCUCCAGCCGAUUCAGGUAACCAUCAAGAUGCAAAUGGGACCUCAAGCAGUCAGCUGUCUACACCCAAAUCAAAGCAGUCCCCGAUCUCCACACCUACCAGCCCAGGGAGCCUCCGUAAGCACAAGGACUUGUAUCUGCCUCUGUCUUUGGACGACUCUGAUUCCCUUGGAGAUUCCAUGUAAAGCGACGCAAAGCUAAAUGUCCAUAUUGCAAGCUAUGUUUAAGAUACAGUAGAGUACUUCUGCCAAAAUAAGCAGAUAGGUGACUGGUGCUUUCAAAUCAGACAAAGGACACACAGUUAUAUGUCAUUUUUUUUCUGUGAUUUAUCCUCCGUGCCACAAAUCAACACCUACCAGUCUAUAGAGAUAGAGGGAUACCAUUCUUCUAAGUUCUAGGGAUGCAAAAUGGACAUUGCGAGCAAUUUGGGGCCAAUAUGCCAAUGAUCCUGUGCAUUUCCCAUUUUCUUUUAUUAUUUCUUCUUCUGCUGCAACUGUUGUAAUUUUCCUAGUGAUAGUAAAGUAGCUCCCCUGAAAGUGUGCAAAUGGAGCACUUGCUGACCGAUUUGCAAGCUCAAGUAGAGCAAAUGAUAUUCUCCACUUGGCCAAACUGCCAGCGUUUGCCAGCUCACCUGCCCCACAUUUGCAGCCCUGAUUUUAGCACCUGCAUACUAACUAGUACUGUUUUUCUUGUUGGAGGGCAGGAAGGGAAAUGACUUACUAGUUUGACGCUUAAUAUGCCAGCAGAAGCUUAGAUGAGAUUGGGAACGAUUGCGUAAGAUGUUAAGUAAGGUUAGUACAAUCGUGAUUCAAAUAUUGGGAUUUUUUUUUUUAAAUGAUUAAGCAAAAAAAAAGAAAAAAGUAAGUCAGCUGAGUUAUCUGGAGUGGAACACCUUUCACAUCUGAUCCAAAGAUACUGCUAGCUGGUAACAAAUCUUUAUACCUGCCCUAUGGUAUCUCUCUAUCUCUGUUUGUAACAGUAAUGCCUUGUGAACAGCCAACACUGAAAACACUGUGAAAAUUUGUUUUCAGGUUUGACACCCUAUAGGUCACUUUUUAUAGCAAAAAAAAAUCAAUACACUUUUUAUAAAGGAAAACCUUGUAUCUGUGUUUUGGGAGUAAGGAUUCAAGCUCCUUCUUUUUUAUAAAAGCUGGUAAUUUUCUUUUGUUUAAAAAACACGUUCAGAAAAAUGUACAAAAAAAACCAACCAACAACUGCAGAACAGAAAUAACAACUCAGUUUAGAAAUCUUGUCAUCACUGCCAAAACAGACGCAUGUAGGGGAAAAAAGGUCAAUUCAAAAUAUUGAAUGUUUUGAUAGUUUUUGUAAUGUUUCAGACUACAUAUUUGGUUUUUUACACUUCAGUAUUCCUAACUAUGGCCAGAUUCUCUACUUAUAUAACAAAUGGAAUUUUGUGGUGUUCAAAAACCCGUAUUUUAAGAAACUCUUCUAUCUGACAAAAACAAACUUACUGUAUUUAGAGAAACCUUUUGCUUUUAUUAAUCAGUAAUGGCUCCUACAGAAUGCAAAGUUCAUCUAUUCACGCAGGGCUGGUGGUUUUUACUACACCGAAGCUUUGUCAUAGGCUAGCUGGCAUUGCCUCCCUUUCUCAUGGAAUAAGCUUUCGAUGAAACUGAUUAUUACAGAACUUUACCUAAAUGAAAUCUGUGCAAUCGAAUCUUUCUUUGUUGCUCUAUUUGCCUUUGUUUCAACAUAUACACCUAUUCCCUUGCAACCCCUUGUGAUUAGAAUGAAUUAUAACGUUGUGAUGUUUGGCGCUACAUGAAUGCUGGGUUGUUCCCAAAGCCACUCCACAUUUUGUUUGCUUGCGUUGCCGGUAGGAAACAAUCUGCGCAGGCUGCAUCUUUAGAGGUUCACGUGAUGAUACAUAUAAUGGAACUGAAAAAAGAGAUUUAUCUGAGAGAGGCCAGGAUUGGGAAUUAUCAAGGGGUCAGAGUUAUCCUGCACCAAAUUUGCACCCAGUAGUCUUAGAGCAUGAUCAUUUACACCCAGAGUUUUGCACAAGAAAUCAUUUGUUCCCACAAAUAACUUCAUUUAAUUGAAUAACUGACUAUGUGACUGCUAAAUGAUCGUUUCGCCUAUUGUAUAUAGAAUUGUGGUUUUAGUGGAAAGGCUAAGGGCUCGUGUUGAAGGUUGGUGGGGGAAAGGAUGGUGGUGUGGACAAAGCAUAGGUGCAGUAGUCAGGACACCUUCAUUCAGCCCUUGGCAUUGCUAAAUUUAGUGUCUGAACGGGAGCAGGUCUCUAAGUAACCCUGUGCCUCGAUCUGUCUGUCUGUCCCUACAGGGACAACACUGUUCUACCUCACUGGGGGUUGUGAGGCCAAAUGUUGGUUAACGUUUGUGAAGUGCUUUUGGAUCCUCUAACAGAAGGUGCUGAAGUAUUCUGGGUGCAGAUUUGGUUAUGGGUGCUAAUUUAUGGCUGUUUAAUCCUGUGGGUGCUACUGUAGACACUGGUCGUGAGAAAACAGGACUUUUUAAGCAUAAGGACGUCAAAGGCCAUGGUUAUGGUGACAAUAUUAUUACGUCAGAGCUUUUGUCUUGGUAAAAGCUUUAGUGGUACAGAUGAUUUGACAUGCUUUUACCCUCUCCUCUGUUCUGUUGGUGGAAAUCUCAGAGUCCCUCCCCAAGUCUCUGCCUUUCCAGGGACGCUGACUGCUAGUCAUGACUCUGCCUGUUAAAGAUGACAGACUUGGACUCCAGCCGAAGGCGUUGUCACUUGGGUGACACAGGCCAUUCCUGUCACAGUCAGGGUUAGCAUGUCCUGCCACUUUUCCUCUGAGUCUCUGCUAAACCAAGAGACCAGCCAUGAAAUCACAUCUAGAUUCUCUUACUAUUCACUAUGGGACACUCACCACAGAUCCACCCAGGAGAACCUAAAUCUUUGCUAUCCAUGAGCAGAUUGAACGGCUGCAGCUGAUGGUGAUAGGAAAGGGGUCCGAGAUGUGUUUUCAUCCAGUAUCCAUGAGUUCAGUUUGUAUAAGAUAAAGCAGGAUCCCAAGGGGUGAACGAACCUUUGGGAUGGAUGGUUGUUGCGGCAGCUGUAGCAAAGUGGUUCCUUUCCUUCCUGCCACAAGUAGUGUUUGGUUAUUUGAAGAUGCUCUUCCUGGUGGGGUGUGCUAAGGAAUCACCGAGGCUUUCUUCCUGAGCUGCACCUAGUGACAAAUCUCAAACCUGAUCCUGCAAGUGCUCCCUUGGGAGUGGAGUUUUGUUUGCAUGAGGAUUGUCCCGGGGUGGGGCUGAGGCCAACAAUUCUUUCAGGGAAUUAGGGCAACCUUGAAAAGGCCUAUAGGAAGAAAAAAGUAAUUGUUCAGUGGGAAAAAUAGCCAUUCAAACCAGUAGAAGCCACAAAGAAAACAGGGUAUGAGGUCAAACUCCCAAGUUUUAAAAAGCAAUUUUCUAGGUAGAAAUGCCUGGGCAGUAGGAGAAGUCAGUGAGCAUUUGGGCUGUAACAUAUAGUUAAGUCUGUAUUAAUGCCAAUAUUGCAUGAGUUCUUGUACAGAAAUGCAUGUGGAAUGUUACCUACAUUCAAAACUAGUUAUCUUUGGCUUUGUAGGAUCCCUAACAUAGAUUUGAAUACAAAAAGAAACAAUGCACAGGCAUCGUACCUUAGUCAUUUAAAUAUAGGGACAGCCCUGAUUCAGGAAAGAACUGAAAGAUGUGCUUAAAUUUUAGCACGUGUUUUACUCCCGUUGAUUUUUCACGAGAUAUAAGCUUGGGUUUGGUCAGAAAGCUUUCCUGAACUGGAAUGAAUUAGUAAUUGCUUUCAAUAUACUAUAAGAAUUCCAGACCCUAUGAGAUCCUGGAGCAGAUGAUAGUAAUUCCACUAUAUACUCCAGAGUUUACCUUAUAAAUUUUUGUCUACUUUUACGAGCAUAUAAAACUCCACAGGAUAUGAGGAUGUGCCAUAUUAAUUCUGCUGUAAAACCCCUGUCUAAUUUCCCUCAUGAGGCUGCCUUUAGUGUUUUCAGAGACUAAUUGAAUCACUAAGACUAUAUUGUUUUAAAAUAAUACAGUAUUUAAAAACAAAUUGGAGAGACUCUUAAAGUAGUAGGGCUUUGUUUCUUCAAAAUCUGCCUUUAUUUGGUAUCCAGUAUAUUUUAGCAAAUUUGCCUAUACAGUAAAAAUACCUGUUUCAGCCACACAAUUAUUAGGAAGGAAUUAGAGCAAUCCUCCAAGCCUAGACUGAUGUAUUUAUUAUUCAUUCCUACACUCCAGUGAUGGUCUUGACUGUAGAAGAUCAGGGCAAUGCAGCAAAAUCUUCAGCCUUAGGAUUUUUGUCACUUGUAAAGCAUUUAUAAUCUUGAAGUUUCUGGGUUAAAGCCUCAUCUGUUAUAAGCUUUGGAGCUAGUUCAGUUCCACCAGCUAAAUAGCCAACCACAACUCUACACCUCGAAGUAAUUUUGAAAGAUUUUGGUAAUGGGAUUUUACCUUGGUCCACUCUGCAGUGGGAGAUGGAACUAGCUUUUGCUUACCAUUGUCUGUAUUUCCUAUAUCUGCACGUUAUUUACAAUCUUCUCAGGAGCUAGAAACACUAAUUGUGUUAUUUUCACAGACAACAGAAAAAUAAGUCUGCUUGGAAAACAACUUCCACAUCUCUGUUUCAUAUUUAGCUAACACACCGUAUGCAUGCAAAAAAUCGCACACAGAGUCUAGCUGUUAUUUCUGUCUCAUUUUCUUGAACAGUAAUUCUGAAGGGAAAAAAAGGAGGUAGGACCAAAAAUUAUGGCAAACAGCAAAACAAUGUUACACCUAGGCAUUUUAAAUAGGAAAUAAUGGCAUUAAAGUGUUAGUUUCUCCUUAUCCAUAUGGAUACUGAAGACAUUUUCUAGGAUGCCUUGUGUUUGCUCUUCCAUGCCUUCGAGGUCAGUGCUGGUCUUCCUGCUACUUCACAGAACACCUUGUGAAAUUGCUCUGUAAUGCCAUGCUGAAUCCCCACACGGAUGCUGUUCCAGCGACAGCCAUCCCUGGAUGUUGCAUCCAUAGGGGCACGGCAUGGACUUUACAGUGUGAGACUUCUUUACUGCAGUGAGAGCACGCGAGUGUAGUUUGUCAUUGACUUCAGUGGUAGCCCACAUCCAUUCAAGGCAAUUGGAGAGUUGUCUUUUACUAUAGUAGAGGCAGAAUCAUUUUUAGAGAAAGGAAGAAAAAAUAGCCAAGUAAAGUAGGUAUAAAAUUAGUCCAGAAAGUGUCUCCUCAAGCUAAGACAAUCCACAAUGAGAGAAAAAGCUAUAUAGAGGUGCGUUUACCACACAUGAGAUGCUGAUCAUGACCAAGACAGAACAAAACAGCUUCUUUUUUCUAGUGGUGAUUUAGGCUCAAAGUUAUUUUUCUGGUUGCUGAUGGAAGCAGGCUGGAACAGUAUUUGGGACUGCUGAGGUUCUUUGUUGAAGCAAACGGAUGGCACAAGAUGAAGAUCUUUUUCUAUCUAGAUAAAGGGUGAGGUCAGUCCAUUCAACAGGGUUAAUGCUUUACACAAGAUACCUAGAAGAGAUUCAGCUGAGACACCGCCUUGGCGUAAUGAGACCAAGAAGGUUAAGACUUUAAGUGCCUUCCAACAUGCUUUGGGCUUCAGAAGCAGGACUAUACAUAUACCCAACAAGGCCCAGGUAAAAAUGGCCUUGACAAAAGGGGGCAGGACAGACUUUGAUUCUUGAGAUAUUUAGCCCAUCUCGCAUUUAUUCAACCAGCUCUUGAAAAUCACUGUCUCCAGAAUCCCAGAUUUCUUCUGGCUGAUGUCUCUGUCCCACCUGUAUGCAUCUGAGCAGGCCUCUCCGUGGUAUCUCAGGAAAUGUUAAAGUUGAGUCUUGUGUCUCACAGUGCAGCCACUCCUCACCGACUGUGGAGUGAACUGGGCUGGGUUCCGCUGCAUCGGUUAUCGAUUCUGUCGUUCAGAUACCUUUCACCCUCCUUCUUUGCUCCUGGCUUGAGAUCUGGUGUCUCUCAUGCUGGGUGCCUUCCAGGUGAAAGGCUGAGGCCAGCAAUGUGUAUAGACCCCUCUUGUUGUUUUAUUUUGUUUCCUCUGGAACAGAUCCAGUCAUUUGAUGUUUGUCUGAAGGUCUGGGGCCAAGCUGAGAAAAAAACAUGUUUAAAUAGGGAGAGGAGAUGCUCAGAGAUUGUAAGUGGGUGGAUGGAAAGGCUUUUUUCAGCAAUGCCAUUGCAUAGCUGCUCUGACAGAAUUCCAGUUGUAGGGUAGGGUAUGAGUAAUACGUCUGCAGGUGAAACUGCAAAGAAAAACACUGACACCAAUUUUCAGCCAAUAGAUGAGCUUCUGAGCAAAUGAGAAUCAAACCUAGUGGAUUCAGCAGUGGGAUUUCAGCGCCAUUGGGAUUUCAGAACUUUUGGUCUUUGGUAUAACUGUGGACAGGUCAGUUCUCCUUGUGCCAUGGUGUCCCAAUGCAUAAAGAGCUGAUCACCAUACUUACCUCCAUCUGUAAGCUGCUUUGAGAUAAGCUGAGACAAAGAACUAUGGAAGAGCUUGCUCUUAAGAUUUAUUCAUUACUUAGCAAAGUCUGAAAACCUUAUAGAAGCAAACUAUGAUCCAUUGCCUUUGGCAAGUCUUUUCAGGAACUGUGGCUCUCUCAAAAGUAUGCUGUAAAAAUGCUUCAUUAUUUUCUUAAUGGUGAAAGACAGACACAUGGUAUUUAGUUCCCCCAAAACCCACGGAGGAGCCAGCAACACCCGAGAGCCAGGCCAUACCCACAUCCAGCAACCCAGUUCUCUCAUCUGGAGUUGCCACCUCUGGCCUGAAGACAGAGCCCUGCUGCUCCUCUUUUCAUUACACGUACGUGUACAUUUUGGGGGCAAUUCGUGUUACCAUUCAAAAUGUAGGCCUUGUAUUUGUAAACGAUGAAGAAGUUUAAUGAUUUCAGUGGCCUUCUACCAAGAAAACAGUGGGCCUGUUGUUGAAAGCUUUCUUGUUUAGAAAAUGUUCACGGCCAGAUGGCUUCAUGGGAAAGAGUUGCCUUUCAGUUUCAUUGCUUAAUGCACUUAGUUGAACAAACCUAUUCUGGCUCUUGCUCUAUAUCUCAAUGAACUGUAACUGAGGACUCUCGAGCCAGUUUAGAGCUUCCCUAGGUCUGACAGUUUAUCGCUCAAACAACUGAAGAAGGAGGAUGCCCAAAGGGAAUUAACAGAUCUUUGCAGUAAUUACAGUCUGUCAGCUGAAAAAAGAAAGUUGGCAUCAUUAGAGAAAGAUGCCCCAUGAUGGCCAGUGUCAUGGGAAACAAAGAAAACAGACUUGUUUCUAAGAGGAAUGGUAGGGGGCAUUCGUUAGGAGAUAUUUACUGAGUGAUGACAUGAGCUUGAACUUCACAGAAAAUCACAUGGAAGGGAGAGCAUGAGGCACAGCACUGGAAACGUCAGUGCCAUUGAUGUGUGGGAAUAAUAAAAGAUGAGCCAAGAAAUUCUAGGGACAAACAAAAAGGGAGGCUGGGGCUAGCGGGAAUCUACUGCUUCAUUCUGGACAGAAAAGCAGCGGGGGUUCCUGGCUGCGUGUUGAGAGUUAUUGCCCCUGCAGGUAUCGAAGCCAGGAUGCAGGCUAUCUGCCACAACAGCGUGUGUCCCUCUCCCGAUGGCAGAAAUAAGGUCACGCUUGGCCACAGGCAGAACUCGGUUUGAAGUUCCUCCCCUGCUCCUGAUUUACUCUCCUGCCAGCACGUGUUGUCCCUAAAAAGGGGAAGGGAAGAUCCAGCCCUUUGCUGAAUGAGAGCACCAACCUGGCUUGGAGAAGGAUGGGCCUGGCACACCAGGGAAUUGCGAGACAUGUUCAAGAGGGUAAGGAGAGCACCUCCGAGUCUCCCGUCCCUUCCCAUGGAGCUCAGCAAACUCUGGAAAAUGUAGCAACCCACUUGCAGCAGGGUGAAAAGCCAAGACGGAUUCCUGGAGGAGGUUACCUUGAUUUGCUAUGCAAGCAGAGGGGCUGAUGAUGAUCCUGUCCAUGAAAUGCCUAGCCACCUAUGUGAGAGCUGCUGCAUUCAAUAAAUCAAUGGGAAGUCCGUGCGGAACAAGGCAAUCUGUUUAAUGCCAGUUUUCUCAUGAGAUCCUUUUUCUAAAUUUAGUUGAGUUACAGGGCUUGUCAAUUUAAUCCUAAAAGGUGAAACAAUUUACUUAUCUGAACACAUUUUUUUGCUGUUUAGUCUCAGAUCUUUUUUUUUUUGCAUGAAGAUUGCACCUCUUCGUUUCUAUAGAUUCUUAGACACUCAAUAUAACACAAGUGAAAGGCAACACACUUAAUUCUCUGCUGCUUUAAACAGGCAGAAGCUCCUCUGUAAUUAAGGGAGCUGAAUCCAUUUGGUCCAAGGUUGGUCUCGUAUUUCAAAGAUUGAUUACUGUCAAUAAUUCUUGUGUGAUUGAUUACUUAAGUGCAGACUCAGUUUCCUGGGUGACAGCUGCAGAUUUUGCAGAGAAAACCUCAUUGACCCCAGCUAUAAGGUGAUCUCUUGUAUGAACCUCUAAUAGCAAGUUAUAUAUGGGAGAUAUUUUGUAUAGUUUUAUUAUAGUUAAUGAUAAAGCUGAAAUAGCUUGCUUUGUUGAAAUAUCUUAAAACUGUUAGAAUUGAAAAUUAAACAAGGAAGCUUAGCAAAUCAGGAUCUCCUCUCUAUUUUCUGGUUCUAAAGAGUGUUGGCUUUAUCUCACUGUACUCUCACUUCAGUCUACCCAUAGACGUGCCCUGAGCCCAGCAGGUUUAUGGAACUAGAAAUAGCAUUUCUAUUUCUUCCAGUAUUUUUCUACUCUAGUCCCAGCUAGUACCAAGCAGAAUAGAGAUUUAUGGUUGGCUUGGUUUUUAGAGAAAAGUAUUACCAAAUGUCUCUGAACAUAAAAAGGAAGGUUCAGUUCAUUUUAGGUGACUCAUCUAAAUUUAAGGCUGCUCUUGAUUUUUAUCCAAGCUGGUUCUUCCAUCUCUAUUUGCAACAGUUAUAGGUAGGAAAUCGAGAUUAAUUUGAGUUACAUUUCAACAGCGGGGUGUUGCAGAGCAAAACGAUUCACCUGACGCGUGCAGUCAGAAUGAAACACGUUGGUGGCACUUGGUCAGGGUUGACCUGAACCAAACGCUGGUUCUGAACACCCGCAUUUCUGAGAAACCCAUGUGCAGAGUCAAACGGAGGAAAUGUCUGUAAUGGACCAAAUGGACCCCGAGCUGGGGUCCAGGCCCAGUUCUUGAAAUGAAGAAUUUUACCUUCAGAGAAUCCCUGUGAAACAUUUAGUGUGUAGGGGGGGGGUUUGUUGGGGGUUUUUUUGGUUUUUUUGGGGGGGUUGUUUUUGCUUGGUUUUUUUUUUAAAUGCCAGCAUGGCUGCUUUUCUCCAUCUGCUUCCAACCAUUGAACAGCAGAUAUGGAUGGGUUUUUAAUUCACUUCCCUUUGCAGGUGGCAGUUGAAAUGUAGUGAUAUUCUGUCUCCAUCUCAUGCUGACCACACAGUCACUGAGGGGGUACAGAACACACAGCUUUUUUUUCCGCCCUCUUUACAACAGAAGAGCUUUUUCCAGAUUUAGUGUGAUGUCUAAUGAUGCGUCUCCUUAAAAAGAAGAAUGUCUAGGGAAUUAAUUGCACUGCUAAUUGGUGUUUAUAGAUAAGGUGAAGCAGAAGUAUUGAAUGUAAGAACAAGAAAGCCUAUGAGUUAUAAUUACAUGCUGAAUUCUGACAUGUGAAAUUGUUGUUAGUUUGCUUCUUAUUUAAAUGAUGUGUGAUCGAAGCAGCUUUAUCACCGUGGCAGUACUAGUACAGCUGCGAUUAUCAAUUUAGAAGACAACCCAGGGUCUCUUAGAAAGAGGAAACCUGUCUAGCCAAAUCUCCUUCUGCUCUCUGAAAUGAUGACACAUUCCUCGCCAAGACACUCUGUAUUUUAUGACACCGUCUAGUCUAGAAGCACAGGAAAGGAGUAUCAGCUCGCUGACUUUGCUGUUACUAGCCUUUGCCUAUUUUCUUAAUCACAAAUACAAUCACCAGCUAGGGUUAGCGGCUCUCAUCGCAUAAGCCCGAGUUGUUCACGCCACUCUUCUCUGAAGAGCACGAACUGCCUUCGCUCACAGCCCUGCGCUCUGCGGCUCGCUCCGAGCUGCAAAUCUGCCGAUGAGUUGUGUUGAGGGAGGGAGAUAUGCAGCUGAACUGGAACCUGAUCAUGGAUUACUGUCUUAGGUCAUUCAUUGAGUUUGUAUGAUUUCAUCAUUAAUGACAAAGCUGCAAUAUAAUAUAACUGAGAGGCCACGAUGUAUUUUCUAUUGUCAUUUGGUGGGUGGGGGUUGGAGGGGCAGCCGGGUUUAAAGUCUAGCUGGUAUACUUUAAACUCUGUGUACAUAACCUUGGAGGACACGUGGGUGGUAAGGGUUCAGUUGUUAUUUUGUUGGGAUUGGUAAAUUUCAGUUUGUUUUUGUUUAAAUAAUAAGGUAUUUAAUUAAUGACAUUGUACAAAGAGCUAUUAAUUUAAAUGGUGCUUUUGUUCUCCUGAACCAGAUCUAACCUUUCUUUUUGGCAAGCCUGCAGCAAUGCUAAUCCUGUUGACUUUUGUACCUUGGAGGAGUGCGUGGAAGGGGAGGGGAAAUGCUUUUCUCUUCAGACAAGUAACGUUGCCCAUAGUUAACUUUCUGCUUGGAUAUAUACCUUGAAUUCCCUUUACGCUGAAUUUUUAUGUGAAGUUCUCUUAAAGGGAUGGAACAAGCAGGGGUUAUUCCAAAAGAUCUCAACUGUAUCAUCUUGUAAUAUAUUGCAGCUUUAUGCCAAUGAUUCCUUGCUUACCUGUACACAGUCCAUGCAUGUUUUGAACUAAUUUUGCAUUCUCCAUUUGUGGUGAGUUACUUAGCAUUUUAACCACCUUUUGUGCCAUUCAACUUGUACAGAAAACAUUUUUAUUGACGUUUUAAAGGGAGGGGGAAGAAAAGAAAAGAAACCCUUCUGCUCCCUAGUUGUAGGUAGAACUCAGUUACUUAGCAAACAGACGUAGAUGAGUGGUUGUAGUGUUAGAAAUGUUAGCUUGCUCGUGAACAAGCUUUUGAGAGUAAAUGCAUGGUCCUGUACCUCUCUUUUCUUAAUUAGCUCUUCCUUUCCUCCUGGAAAGAUUCUCUCUCUCUCCCUCUCUCUUACUCUGUCUUUGUCUCUCUCGUGGUUGUAAAGUACAGAUUUGGGCAUAAAUAAAAUGAUAUACAACGAGGUUUGAAAAGCAGUUCUCAACAGGUUCUCUCGGGGAACUUAGUUCUCACAGCGCCUUGCCUUGGCACUUUGAUUAGACUCUAACUUCCAAGGUAAAACAGAUGGAGAUCAGUCACCUGUUGCCUCUGCUUGAACUGGGGAACAAAUUAAAUCUUUGGAAGUUUGCAUCACCGGUAAACGAUGAGAUCUCGCUGAUCCAUUGCAGCUGAGGCAUGUGGCACGUGGUGUAUUGGCCGUGGCUUCCACACCUGGUUGUUCUACAUGAGACUGGUGCCACGGCCCCUGAUUUGCAGAGUUUGCACACGCUUUUUGAUUUUCCUGGAUACAGAGCGGAAGGGGGUAGGGGCUGGUAUAUAGGAAUUAUGUUGUCAGGGGUUCUGUAGACAACUCCUUCUCCACACUCCCAAGCUCUGAGUUGAGCAUGCAGGGCUUAUUGUUGAAUAGCUGUGGUUCUGUUGGCAAUGCAGGACAGAAAACAGUCGAAGUCUCGGAGAAGAGGGGGUCACUCAAAAAGGUGGAUUUUCUAAGAAAUGGACUUAAACCCUCCCCACAAAGCCCUACCACAAAACCACAAAAUGUACCUAGAUCCACACAUCUAUCCCCCAUGCCUCUUCUCCCUUAACAGAAUUUCCUUUUGUUAGAUGAUUUGACUUUCUAGAAAAAAAAUUCCAUUUCUGUGAGGUGUUGUGAACUGUUUUUACUACUUGUAAUAACCAUCCCAGGUCUGAGUAUUCUUGUAAUGCGAUGCCAUGCAGCAGAGAACCUGUCCACUUUAUAGCUUUGCUCUCAAUAUUUGUUACUCAUAGUUUUCUCAUCUAAAUGUACAUUUGCAAGAUGUGUGUAAUGUCAUUUUCAAAAAAUAAAAUUUGGUUUCAAUAUUUAGGCCGAUAAAAA
Grus americana (Whooping crane) is the source of this 13132-nucleotide messenger RNA. It is a transcript of the gene DCX, whose product is annotated as doublecortin. Gene Ontology annotation, cellular component: axoneme; neuron projection. The transcript is spliced from 7 exons. Gene Ontology annotation, biological process: photoreceptor cell development; axoneme assembly; retina development in camera-type eye. Bases 164 to 1261 code for a protein of 365 amino acids. The record is from RefSeq and is a predicted model, not a curated record. Gene Ontology annotation, molecular function: microtubule binding. NCBI's taxonomy places the organism in Eukaryota, Metazoa, Chordata, Aves, Gruiformes, Gruidae.